AUGCUUCCUGGGUCUUCAGCUAUGUUAUUUUCUCAAUUUUUAAAUAAUAAAGCCACUAAUAUUGAUAGUGGUGAUAAGAGUGCCAAUGAAUCUAGUAUCAAUGAAUUUAGCAAUGAUAGUAAUGAUAGUAAAAAUGAUAAAAAUCUCAAUCAAUUAACUGUAAAUGAAUUUCCUAUAGCUUCUUUUUUUCAAACUUGUAACUGGAAGGAGAAUCGAGUAAAUAGUAAUAGUCAUCAGCAUGGUGGUAAAAGGAUUAAAGUUCAGGUUGCUUUAGUUGCUAGACGUAAAGAAACUGCAAAUAAAG
Dentiscutata heterogama is the source of this 304-nucleotide messenger RNA. NCBI's taxonomy places the organism in Eukaryota, Fungi, Glomeromycota, Glomeromycetes, Diversisporales, Gigasporaceae. The record is from the annotation of a GenBank genome assembly.